Messenger RNA from Mytilus trossulus (common blue mussel), 5238 nucleotides. RefSeq lists its product as uncharacterized. Gene Ontology annotation, cellular component: ubiquitin ligase complex; cytoplasm. The record is from RefSeq and is a predicted model, not a curated record. Lineage: Eukaryota; Metazoa; Mollusca; Bivalvia; Mytilida; Mytilidae. Gene Ontology annotation, molecular function: protein binding. The transcript is spliced from 25 exons. Bases 151 to 3612 code for a protein of 1153 amino acids.
CCUGUCGUUGCAAUGUCAACAAUGCACAAAUGAAGAUUUCGAAAUGGAUGUACAAUCUUUCAAAAAGUAACAGUUGAUUAAUAUUAUAAUGUGAUUAGCUGUCAUUAGAUAAGUUGUUGGUACGUUUGUUCAACAACGAAACAGACUGUCAUGUCGGAUAAAAAAUCAGCCAGAUAUGGAAGAGAGAAAAGUCAAGACUUGAAAGAUUUUUUUAGAAGUGUCAGACUUGGUGAUGUUAAGUCUAUCAGUCAUUCCAUAGAAGGCAAGGGCAUCAAUGUUAAUACUACUGAUGAUUGGGAUAAUACUCCUUUGUAUUUGGCUUGUUUGUGUGGACAUCUGAAUGCUGUCAAAUACCUGCUCCAGAAUGGAGCAAGAUAUGACACCAAUAGUGUAGAUAGUCAGAGAUGCUUUCUGUCUUCUUUAACUAAUGACAUCAGACAAGUUUUGAAGCAGUAUGAAUGUUCCUUGAUUGUGGAAAGUACAGAUCUGAAAUAUGUAGAGUAUUUACAACAGUUAUAUGAGAGACAACCAGGAUAUGACAUUGAACUUGAAAUCCAAGGUCAACUAUAUUUAGCACAUCGUUGUAUUUUAUCUGUGAGAUGUAGAUACUUUGCUGAUCUGUUUUGUAAUAGUACCAAUGACAGGAUAGCAUUAUCACAUAAACUUAUAUGUGCUGAUGUUUUUGGACCAAUUCUUCGUUUUAUUUAUACAGGUCGAUUGGACAUUGAUAAAAGACAGAGAGAUAAGACAAUAGCAUUAGCUAAGUUCUUACAGUUUAACAGUUUAGCUGAAAUCUUAGAAAGAGAUAAAAGUUUUCUUUCAAUACAACAUCAGCAACUUUUGAAAGACUUAAAGAAAGAUUUUGGUUGCUUAGUAACAUCAGCAGUAUCACCAUCUGUAGCAGUUCAGAAUGAAGCUUGUGGUUUGGAUGUUAAAACAUACCCAGAUAUUAUAUUUGAAGUUCAAGGUCACUCAUUUAGGUGUCAUAAGAUAUUUUUCUAUGGGAGAAGUGAAUUUUUCCGAGAAAUGCUGAUUGAUAAAGAAGACGAGCAGCCACCAUCCUAUGGCGAUUAUCUCCCUGCCAUUAAAUUAGACAAUAUCACAGCUGAUGUAUUUAUACAGAUUAUUUCCUUCUUGUAUACUGAGGAAUAUGAGGUAACCAAGGAAACUUGUAUCCCACUAAUGAGAGCAAGUUCUCAAUUUGUACUACCUGUGAUAAAGAAGAAAUGUUCAGAGGAAAUCCACAAAUAUAUUGACCCUAGCAACGUCCUUGACAUCUAUCAAACUUCUGUGGAAUUGGAUAUACCACGUCUUAUUAACAGUUGUACAAAGUAUAUGGCCAAUGAAUAUGAACAGAUGAUUACAUCUCCCGAGUUUGAGAUGUUUAUUAGAAAACAGUUAUCUCCCCUAAUGAAUGAAGGUACACCAUUUGAUCAAAUUUCUUUCUUCAUGGAUUUCCAAUAUUACCUCCGACAUGAAUGUUCAACAUGGGAGGAACAGAGAACAGCCAAUGAAAAACUCCAGAAACUAAAUUAUCUACUAACGCAUAGAAUAGGAUUAGAUGUCAGUAUACCCCUGUUCCAGAUCGGUCACUCAAGGCCAGAACCUGUCAUUGUUGUUGGUCAUCGAGUUUUAUCCAAAGAGGAAGUUAGACAAAGGACGGAUGACACGUACCGCAAGCAACGACAGCAGGAAGAGGAAAAGAAAAAAAGAGAGAUUGCAGAGGAAGUCAGACGUAGGAGGGAAAAUGAGGAAUUGAAGUGCAGACAGGAAGAGGAUGAAAAAAAUAGAAUAAAGAAUGAAGAGAAAGAAAGACUUAGGAAAGAAUAUGAAGAAUUGAAUCACAGACUGGAAGAAGAUGAAAAGAAUAGAGAACAGAUUGUACCACUGUCUCAGGGUAGAAAAUCAGCCAGAUACGGGAGACAGAUGAGUCAAGACUUGAAAGAAUUUUUUAGAAGUGUCCGACUCGGUGAUGUUAGUGCUAUCAGACGUUCCAUAGAAGGCAAGGGGAUUAAUGUUAAUACUACUGAUGCUUGGGAUAAUACUCCAUUGUACUUGGCUUGUUUGUGUGGACACCUCAGUGCUGUCAAAUAUUUGCUACAAAAUGGAGCAAGAUAUGACACCAACAGUGUAGAUAGUCAGAGAUGCUUUCUGUCUUCUUUGACUAAUGACAUCAGACAAGUUUUGAAGCAGUAUGAAUGUUCCUUGAUUGUGGAAAGUACAGAUCUAAAAUAUGUAGAGUAUUUACAACAGUUAUAUGAGAGACAACCAGGAUAUGACAUUGAACUUGAAAUCCAAGGUCAACUAUAUUUAGCACAUCGUUGUAUUUUAUCUGUGAGAUGUAGAUACUUUGCUGAUUUGUUUUGUAAUAGUACCAAUGGCAGGAUAGUAUUAUCACAUAAACUUAUGUGUACUGAUGUUUUUGGACCAAUGCUUCGUUUUAUUUAUACAGGUAGAUUGGAUAUUGAAAAAAGACAGAGGGAAAAGACAAUAGCAUUAGCUAAGUUCUUACAGUUUAACAGUUUAGCUGAAAUCUUAGAAAGAGAUAAAAGUUUACUUUUGAUACAACAUUGGCAACUUUUGAAAGAUUUAAAGAAGGAUUUUGGUUGCUUAGUAACAUCAGCAGUACCUUCAUCUAUAGCAGCUGAGAAUGAAGCUUGUGGUUUGGAUGUUAAUACAUACCCAGAUAUUAUAUUUGAAGUUCAAGGUCACUCAUUUAAGUGUCAUAAGAUAUUUUUCUAUGGGAGAAGUGAAUUUUUCAGAGAAAUGCUGAUUGAUAAAGAAGAUGAGCAGCCACCAGCCUAUGGCGAUUAUCUCCCUUCCAUCAAAUUAGAUGAUAUAACAGCAGAUAUAUUUGUCCAGAUUAUUUUGUUUUUGUAUACUGAAGAAUAUGAGGUAACCAAGGACAAUUGUAUCCCUCUAAUGAGAGCAAGUACUCAAUUUGUACUACCAGUCAUAAAGAAGAAAUGCUCGGAGGAAAUCAGUAAAUACAUUGACCCUAGCAACGUCCUUGACAUCUAUCAGACUUCUAUGGAAUUGGAUAUCCCACGUCUUAUAAACAGUUGUACAAAGUAUAUGGCUGAUGAAUAUGAACAGAUGAUUAUGUUCCCCGAGUUUGAGAUGUUUAUUAGAAAAGAGUUAUCUCCCCUAAUGAACGAAGGUACACCAUUUGAUCAAAUUCCUUUCUUCAUGGAUUUCCAAUUUUACCUCCGACAUGAAUGUUCAACGUGGGAGGAACAGAGAACAGCCAAUGAAAAACUCCAGAAACUGAAUUAUCUAUUAACACAUAGAAUAGGAUUAGAUGUCAGUAUACCACUGUUUCAGGUUGGUCAAACAAGGCCAGACCCUGUCAUUAUUGUUGGUCAGCAAGUUUUAUCCCAACAAGAAGUUAGACGUAGGAUUCAAAAUGAGAAACGGAUGUGCAGAGAGGAGGAGGAUAAAAAAAAUAGAAAAAGGAUUGUACCACCGAUUCAACCUGUUAUUAUUUCUGGACGGCAAAAUUUAUCCAUAGAGGAAGAAACACAAAGGGGUGAAAAUGAGCAUAGAAAAAAGGGAAAUAUAAAUACUUGUUGUUUUGGCAGAAGAAACUCUAAAUCAUGUAUAAUCCUGUAGCUUUGAUACUCAUUAAUGAUCAUUAUAAUUUGAUAGUUUGUACAUAACAAUAAGUGGAGAUAGCAUAAUUUUAUAUUCAGCUAAGCUGAGGCUGUGUGAUCCCUCUGAAUUUUAAGAUAAUUGGAAGAAUUAUAGAUUGAAGAUGUAUCAUGAACUAACCAUGUGGUUUAUAAAUUGCAGGAAGAUAAAACAGCAUUUUAUUAUCUGCCACCAACUUUUGACAAUGUCAUGUAAUUUAUCUUUAGAUUGAAAAGAAGGGUCUAACUGCUACUUAAUUUUAAAUUUACACUUGUAUAUAAAUCCCUUGUAAAUCAAAAUUUAUGAAAUAUAGCUACUUGUGUCUAUUUUUCAAGAUGUACAUAGACAACAGUUAGCAACACAGGUUAAUUUAUUGAGCCCUUUGUUUAGUCUUGUGAUAUAUACCUCUUGUGACUGCAAAUCCUCUAAAACAGGUAGGUCUUUUAUUUAAACAUGAAAAACAUACUGAACAAGAAUGUGUCCCCAGUACACAGAUGCCCCUAUCCUUUUCUAUGUUCAGUGGACCGUGAAAAUGGGGGGAAAUCUCUAAUUUUGCAUAAAAGUUAGCAAGAUCAUAUCAUAAAGAACAAGUGUAUUAAGUGUCAAGUUACUCACUGUAGAUUGAUAAAACACAAAAGGUGAGGAAAAGCCUGUGGUUACAAUUUUGACAUUAUUUUACACCUUGCUGUCUUAAUCAUGUAAGGCAAACCUCAAGUUCAAAUCCCCAGCAAGUUGUACAUGUAUGUAUUACAUUCAAAAGUACCUUGACCAAAACUUUAAUCUGAACGAACAAAUGAAAGAACGAACGGAUGGACGGAAUAAUGGAUGCACAGACCAGAAAACAUAAUGCCAAUAAUUGGGGCAUAAUGAAUGGGGCAUAAUAAAAGGGGCAUAAAAUUUUCAGCAAUUCAAUAAAAUAGCUUACCAAUGAUAAUUCCUUCAAAUAUAUCUGUCAAACCAUGCAAAAAUAGAUUGUUAAUUUAAUUAACAUGAACAUUAAUAUGAAUUAUUUUAAUUUUAUGCAUACUGCUUGGUUUUUUUUAUUGUUUAUUUGCAUGUACUACAUGUAAACCUGUGUAUCAUUUUGUACUUUCUACGUAAAAUUAGUAAAAACUAUUUGAAUUACCCACUUUAUAUCAAGAAUAUUAUUGCAUAGCAAUAUAAUAUUUCCCACAGAAAGUAACAAAAAGUUAGAGUGCAAUAAAUCUUUAAAAUUCAUGACGUCAUCAACCAAAAAAUCUUAGUUUAAACCAAUUUUUACUUUCAAAUAUUAUAUUGGUAUACAAUAAAAGGAUUAUUACAUGAAUAUUGGGGAAUAUUGUCUCUCUUAGAACAUAUAUUGCACUCGCAAGCUUGUGCAACAUAAAAUUCAACUCGGGACAACAACCUCAAUAUUCAUGCAAUAACCCUAUAUUAUUAUUAUCAACAUUAUUAAUAUUCUUGUUGUCAAUUUUGGUUAGACUUUUGUAUUUUAAAACUUAUCAAAUAGUGCCAUUUUUUGUUGUCAUAUUGCUUUUUAUAUUUUUAUCACAAGAGUGUCUAAUCCUACAUUUUACUUCAGAUUAGAAUGAAACUUUCAGUUUCUUACUCCCAUGUUUCAUUGUGCCU